Molecule: messenger RNA, 393 nt
Organism: Populus euphratica (Euphrates poplar)
Lineage: Eukaryota; Viridiplantae; Streptophyta; Magnoliopsida; Malpighiales; Salicaceae
Product: vegetative cell wall protein gp1-like
Exons: 2
Coding region: 9-377 (122 amino acids)
Source: RefSeq, a predicted model, not a curated record
GAAGCAAGAUGGCAAGUUUUAACUGUUUCAUCUUGGCUCUCCUCAUUGCUUUCUUUUUUCCAGGCGGCGAGGCAGCUCGUCAUCUUCUACAAUUGCCCCCUUUACCUUCCGUGCCAAAUUUGCCUAAACCAACGUUGCCACCAAUGCCUUCUAUACCAACAUUGCCACAGCCCACCUUGCCAACUUUGCCCACCACACAACCUUCACUGCCUAAACCCACACUGCCUCCACUUCCCAGCUUGCCAACAAUGCCUACUGCUGUCCCCAAGGUCACAUUGCCUCCACUUUCAAGCAUGCCUUCAAUCCCAACAAUUCCAAUCCCUACUGCAAUUCCCUCUAUUCCGUUCUCCCCACCAUCAGCUACAACUAAGCCUUGAUUUUCUUCACCUUGUU